Molecule: messenger RNA, 982 nt
Organism: Paramecium octaurelia
Lineage: Eukaryota; Ciliophora; Oligohymenophorea; Peniculida; Parameciidae
Source: the annotation of a GenBank genome assembly
AUGUUUAUUGUGUACCCAUAACCCCAAGUUUAUUUGGUCUAACAAACAGUCCCUGUUUAUUAAAGCCUACCUUUCAUUAGAGUAAGAUUUGCUUUUGAAAUAGCCACCUACAUCAGUUUAACCUCAAAUUAGAUCGCAAAUCCCAGCCCAAAUAGCAAGUCCAGAUAAAUCAAGAGUCACAGAUGUUUUGAUUGAAACAAUUAACAAAAAAAUUGAAAUCAUUGAUAGCAGAAUAUGUUAGAUUUAGAAGUCAUUGCCACCAAAGUAGAAUCAAGAUGGAAAUAAUACAAAGAAAUAGCAUACCAAUACUUCGCAAGAUGAAUUUAAUUAUCCAGUGACACCAUAACGAAAUGGAAAUUACAAAAGUUAUUUCUUGAACAAAUACGACAAUUCUUAAGAGAGAAUUCGAAUUAGUAAAAAGAUUUUAGAAGAACAUGAGAGAAAUACUAAAGCAAGCAAAAAUACGUAAUCAUCAAAUAAACGAGAUUAAAGCUUCCAAUCUCAAACUAAUAAUAAAUAAACUACUUAUGAUAUUAAUAAAAAAACAACUAUUACCAAAAAGAUCAUCUAUAUGGGCGAAGAAGCCUUAUACGAGGGAUAGACAGAUGAAAGAGGUAGAAAAUAAGGAAUUGGAACUUUGUUUGAUAAAGAUGGAAAGAUUAUAUACACUGGUUAAUGGAAAGAUGAUGUUUUUUGGGGAAAGGGUAAACUAAUGUUUAGAGAAUCUAAGUCAUAGAAAUUGUAACUAAAAAACUUUAUGAACUUUUCAAAUGUAGCAAAAAAUCGAGAAACGUAUAGUGGCAAUUUUAUAAAUGGAGAAAUAGAAGGAAUUGGUUAAAUGCAAUUUAUAGAUUGUUAUGAUUCGUAUUUUGUAUUUUACGGGACUUUUAGGAAGGGAGUAUUCCAUGGAAAAGGAUGUGUUUUAUCAAAUUAAGGUAGAGAAAGUUUAGAAGGAGAAUGGGUUAAUGGUAGACAUACUUGA